Messenger RNA from Talaromyces rugulosus, 402 nucleotides. RefSeq lists its product as uncharacterized. Gene Ontology annotation, biological process: spliceosomal snRNP assembly; RNA processing. Gene Ontology annotation, cellular component: U5 snRNP; catalytic step 2 spliceosome; U1 snRNP. Gene Ontology annotation, molecular function: RNA binding. The record is from RefSeq and is a predicted model, not a curated record. The transcript has 3 exons. NCBI's taxonomy places the organism in Eukaryota, Fungi, Ascomycota, Eurotiomycetes, Eurotiales, Trichocomaceae. The coding region runs from base 1 to 402 and encodes 133 amino acids.
AUGAAGCUCGUUCGGUUUCUUAUGAAAUGUAUCAAUGAGACGGUGACGAUCGAGUUGAAGAAUGGAACCAUCCUCUCCGGUACAAUCGCCUCGGUGUCGCCACAGAUGAACACGGCUCUGCGAACAGUCAAGAUGACCGCCAAGGGCCGCGACCCGAUCUCGCUGGACACGAUCAAUAUCCGUGGCUCGACUAUCAGAUACUUCAUCCUCCCCGACAGUCUUCCGCUGGAUACCCUGUUGAUCGACGAUCAACCAAAGCCCAAGAACAAGGCUAGGAAAGAGGCAGAGCGCGGUGGAAGGGGUGGUGGCCCCGGCGGCGGGCCCCGUGGUGGUCGAGGAGGAGGACGAGGUGGUGGUGGCCGUGGACGCGGCGGCGGUCGUGGUCGUGGUCGGGGUUUCUAA